AGCAUGACGCAGAAUACCGGCAUACCAAUCAGUUACCCAGUGAUGUCCCCAAUGGAUGAUCUGAAUAAGUAUGCACAUUUGUUACAGGUCAUUGAAGAAAUGGGACGAGAUAUCAAACCAACUUAUGCAAAUAACAAAAAUGCUGCUGAGAGACUGAAGAAAAAUAUUCAUACAGCCAGAAUUUUGGUCAGAGAGUGUGUUUCAGAACUGGAACGUGUCAUGAAGGCUUAAUCCUCACAUUACGGAUUUCGGAUAGAC
This is a messenger RNA of Heterobilharzia americana, 258 nucleotides long. NCBI's taxonomy places the organism in Eukaryota, Metazoa, Platyhelminthes, Trematoda, Strigeidida, Schistosomatidae. The record is from the annotation of a GenBank genome assembly.